UGAGGAAUGCUGUGCUGCCUUCCCCAUGGCCUCAUCUUUUUCUGACUGUAACAUCAUUCCAACUACAGAGAAGCCAUCUGUGUGUAAUCAGUGUGGAAAAUCUUUCAGCUGUUGUAAGCUCAUACACCAGAGAACACACACUGGAGAAAAGCCCUUCGAAUGUACUCAGUGUGGGAAAUCUUUUAGCCAGAGCUAUGACCUUGUCAUACAUCAGAGGACACACACUGGAGAGAAGCCCUAUGAGUGUGACCUGUGUGGGAAAUCCUUCACCCAGAGAUCCAAACUUAUUACGCAUCAGCGAAUUCACACUGGAGAAAAACCGUAUCAGUGUAUUGAAUGCGGAAAAUGCUUUAGGUGGAAUUCUAACCUCAUCGUACAUCAGAGAAUUCAUACUGGAGAGAAACCGUAUGAGUGCACUCACUGUGGAAAGUCCUUCAGCCAAAGCUAUGAGUUAGUUACACAUAAAAGAACCCACACUGGAGAAAAGCCCUUCAAAUGUACUCAGUGUGGGAAAUCUUUCAGCCAGAAGUAUGACCUUGUCGUACAUCAGAGGACACACACUGGAGAGAAGCCCUAUGAGUGCAACCUGUGUGGGAAAUCCUUCUCCCAGAGUUCCAAACUUAUUACACAUCAGCGAAUUCACACUGGAGAAAAACCGUAUCAGUGUAUCGAAUGUGGGAAAUCCUUCAGGUGGAACUCUAACCUCGUCAUACAUCAGAGAAUUCAUACUGGAGAGAAACCAUACGAUUGCACCCACUGUGGAAAGUCCUUCAGCCAAAGCUAUCAGUUAGUUGCACAUAAAAGAACUCACACUGGAGAAAAGCCCUAUGAAUGUAACCAGUGUGGAAAAGCCUUCAAUCGAAGCACUCAGCUCAUCAGGCAUCUGCAAAUUCACACUGGGGAGAAGCCGUACAAAUGCAAUCAGUGCAAUAAAGCCUUUGCGAGGAGCUCCUACCUUGUGAUGCAUCAGAGAACUCACACUGGUGAGAAACCUUUUGAGUGCAGUCAGUGUGGGAAAGCCUUUUCAGGGAGCUCUAACCUUCUUUCCCAUCAGAGAAUUCAUUCUGGAGAGAAACCCUACGAAUGUAGUGACUGUGGGAAAUCCUUCCGGCAGCGAUGUCAGCUUGUAGUGCAUCAGCGGACACAUAUUGGAGACAAACCUUAGGAGUGCAGUCAUUGUGGGAAAGCUUUCAGCCAGAGGUCUCCCCUCAUCGUGCACCAGAGGACACAUGUUGGUAGGAAGAGCUAUCAGUGCAACAUGUGUAUUAAGGCCUUGAGCCAGCGGUUGCAACUCAUUGAACAUCAGAGAACACAUCCUGGAGGAAAGCCCUAUGAAUGCACUGAUUGUGGGAAAGCCUUCAAUGAUCGCUCAACCCUUAGUAAACACGAGAGGACACACACUGGAGAGAAACCCUAUGAAUGUGACCACUGCGAGAAAGCCUUUAACCAAUGGUGUCAACUUACUAGUCAGCAGAGAAUUCAUACUGGAGAGAAGCCCUAUGAAUGUUAACAAAUGUGGAAAAGCUUCCAGUUAUGAUACUUCCCUUAUUCAAAAUGAGAAAGCUCACAGGCAAGAAACUCUGUAAAUAACCAAGAUGGAGCCAGAUGCAGUUGCCAACACCUGUAAUCCCAGUACUUUGGGAGGCUGAGGCAGGUGGAUUGCUUGAGCCCAGGAGUUUGAGACCAGCCUGGGUAACAUGGCAAAAUCCUGUCUACAAAAAAUACAAAAAUUAGCCUAGCAUGGUGGCGCAUAUCUGUAGUCUUAGCUACUUAAGAGGCUGAGGUGGGAGGAUCACUUGAGCUUGGGAGGCAGCGGUUGCAGUGAGCUGUGAUCCUUCCAUAACACUGCUGCCUUGUGAAAGAGUGAGACACUCUAAAUAAAUAAUAACCAAGAUGAGAAAUCUCCCUGCCAGACCCUGUUUACUAGAAAUCAGGUGGCCAAAACAUGACUCUCAGAGUGGGGCUUCAUGACCGUGUGCAUCAGAAUUGCCUGGCGUGUGCACUGAAACUGUGUAUUACCAAGCUCAUUCUAGCCAACUAAAUACAAAUUUCUGUUAGUAAAA
Molecule: messenger RNA, 2063 nt
Organism: Nomascus leucogenys (northern white-cheeked gibbon)
Lineage: Eukaryota; Metazoa; Chordata; Mammalia; Primates; Hylobatidae
Product: zinc finger protein 271-like
Exons: 1
Biological process (GO): regulation of transcription by RNA polymerase II
Molecular function (GO): DNA-binding transcription factor activity, RNA polymerase II-specific; RNA polymerase II cis-regulatory region sequence-specific DNA binding
Source: RefSeq, a predicted model, not a curated record